Molecule: messenger RNA, 5371 nt
Organism: Monopterus albus (swamp eel)
Lineage: Eukaryota; Metazoa; Chordata; Actinopteri; Synbranchiformes; Synbranchidae
Product: nuclear receptor coactivator 2-like
Exons: 24
Coding region: 256-4590 (1444 amino acids)
Biological process (GO): positive regulation of transcription by RNA polymerase II; cellular response to hormone stimulus
Cellular component (GO): nucleus
Molecular function (GO): protein dimerization activity; nuclear receptor binding
Source: RefSeq, a predicted model, not a curated record
GUGGUGGUGGAGGGGGGGUGUCUACUGGUAAAGAUAAACAGCCGAGGAACCUCUGAGCCAGAGAAACAUGGCGGCUCCGGCCCUGGUCGCUGCUGUCGCUCCGUCACGCUGACCAACACCUCACCGACAGACGCAUCCCGCACAGCACGCACCCUUGGUUUCUCAACUCUCAGACAGGACUGAGUGAUGUCACAAGCUAACACAUUGAUAUUUACCCAGGAGGCUUUGCAUAUGAGGUGCUGAUAUUUGCUGAAGAUGAGUAGUGGGGGGGCGGACACCCCAGAGCCCCUCAGAGGGGGAGAGUCUCAGAAGAGGAAGGACUGUCAUUCAGACCUCCUGGGGCCCAGCCCCAAGAGGAGCACUGAGAGGAGGAACCGGGAGCAGGAGAACAAGUACAUCGAGGAGCUGGCAGAACUGAUCUUCGCCAACAUCAAUGAUAUGGACGACCUCAAUGUUAAGCCGGACAAAUGUGCCAUCCUCAAAGAAACAGUGAAGCAGAUCAGACAGAUCAAGGAGCAGGAAAAAGCUCCAGUGGCUGAUGCUGAAGAGGUGCAGAAGGCUGAUGUCUCCUCCACAGGACAGGGGGUCAUUGAUAAAGAUGCUCUUGGGCCCAUGAUGCUGGAGGCCCUGGACGGCUUCUUCUUUGUGGUCAACAUGGAGGGCAACAUAGUUUUUGUCUCGGAGAACGUCAGCCAGUAUUUGCGCUACCAGCAGGAGGAGCUGAUGAACACCAGCGUCUACAGUGUGUUGCAUGUUGGAGAUCAUGCUGAGUUCGUCAAGAACCUUUUGCCCAAGAGCCUGGUCAAUCAUCAGAGCAGUGAUUCAUCCAACAGGAACAGCAACACAUUUAACUGCCGUAUGUUGGUCAACCCUCACACUGAUGGUGAAGGCUGGUCAGCAUCCGACCAGCAGGAUGUGCCACAGCAGAAGUAUGAGACCAUGCAAUGUUUUGCUGUCUCUGAACCCAAGUCUAUCAAAGAGGAAGGGGAAGAUUUCCAGUCUUGUCUCAUCUGUGUGGCAAGAAGAGUCCCUGUCAAAGAAAGACCUGUGAUGCCAACGUAUGAGAGCUUCACCACGCGACAGGACCUUCAAGGUAAGAUUACAUCAUUGGACACCAGUCUACUGCGGGCGUCCAUGAAGCCGGGCUGGGAGGACCUGGUUCGGCGUUGCAUUCAGAGGUUCCACCUGCAGAAUGAUGGAGAGAUGUCCUUCGCCAAAAAACACAUGCAAGACGUGUUGAGGAAUGGCCAUGCACUCAGCCCUAUGUAUCGAUUUUCCCUGGCAGACGGCACCAUUGUCUCAGCUCACACCAAGAGCAAAAUGGUCCGAUUUCCAGCUAUCAAUGAACCACAGCUCUACAUGUCCAUGCACAUCCUGCAAAGGGAGAACAUGUGUGGCAUGACUGCAGACGUACCUGGUGGCCAAGGCAUGGCCAAACCAAUGACCCCGACCAGUGUGAGUGGUCCCACCCCUUCCACUGAUGCCAGUGUCACCAGCAACACCCCUCACUUCACACCGGCUGACUGCACCCCUGGCCGUGGUUUUGGGACAUCUCGGGCACCCACGCCUCAGGGGAACAACAAUGCAUUGAAGCUAGGCAGCCCUUCAGCACAGGGAAGCCCCAGUGUCACCUCAGGGGCCCAGGGUGCCAUGUUGUCUCCUCGUCAUCGCCAGAGCCCCAGCAUGGCAGCUAGCAGCGGCAGCUGUAGUAGCCCUCACCUCCCCCAACAUCCCCCUGGUCCUUUCUCUCCUGCAGCAGGGCUUCACUCACCAGCGUCUGUGUGCAGCAGCACAGGAAACAACCAAGGGUUCAACUCCCACAGUGCACUGCAGGCCAUGAGCCAGGGCCAUCGGGCUUCCCAGGGGCUCAGUGAGGGGCAACAACCUGAGUCACCUGACAGAAAGCCAGCUGGUCUUCAGAGCCCUCUUCACAGCAGCAGCACUGGCAGCCAGCUAGCCAAGAACAAUCCCAGCUUAGAGGCUGACAUAUUUGGAACUUUUGGGGCACAAGCCUUGUUGUCAACUCAGAGCCAGGAGGGUGAGCAGGGGGAGGGGAAAGAUGGUGAUCCUGACAGCUUCGGAGGUAAUGGAAGUUUCAGCGAGCUUGGCGAUGCCCCAAACCGCCUUCUUAACACCAAAGGGCACACUAAGCUGCUACAGCUCCUCACCACCAAGUUAGAACCCUCGGAUCCCUGCUCACCACAAGGGUCCCUGGGGGAUGGCCAGAACUGUAAGGACCAGCUGAGCGGGAUUGGAGGUCUGAGUAGGGCUGGGCAUAAUAACCACUCCACUUCAUUAAAGGAGAAACACAAAAUUCUCCACAGGCUGCUGCAGAACAGCACCUCACCUGUGGAGUUGGCCAAGCUAACUGCUGAGGCUACCGGAAAAGACUCCACUGGGAAUGUGUCAGCCACUGGGGACAACGUGGCCACCCUGGGGGAACUCUGCACAAAACAGGAGCCGGGGAGCCCCAAAAAGAAAGACAAUGCAUUGCUACGCUAUCUGUUGGACAGGGAUGAUAACAGCAUCCUGGAUAAAGCCAUCAAGAUGGAACCUGGUGAUGCACCAAAGCUGUCCAACAUUAAGACAGAGAAACAGGAAGUGGGUUUCAACGUGACAGAGCAGACCAGUGAGCUAGAGGACCUGCUGGAAGAUCUGCAGAGUGGCAGCAAGCAGCACCUAUUUGGGAGCCAGACGUCAGUCAGAGGACCCUGCUCUUCUUUGUCCUCUUCUUCCUCUGGGCCGCCUGCUUUGCCUGUGGACAAACAGACCAUCGUCAGCGAUAUUUUGCAUAUGACUGAGAGCAGCGGCGGCAGCAACCCACCUAACCAGCACAGAGCCUUCCCUCCACUUGGAUUUAAUGGUGCCAGGCUGGGCCAGCCGGGUCGAGGUGCUCCUCCAGUCAGGACCAUGUCUCUGGACAGUACUAUGGUCCCUAACCCAAACGCUACCAGGCCUUUCCCUCCUCAACACAGGAACAACAGCCCCUACUCCUUACUACAGCAGCAAGGCAUGAUGGGAACGCACGCGGGCAUGGCCAACCAAGCCGCAAUGGUCAAUCCAGGUAUGCUGACUAAUGGGCCAAUGCGGGGAUCCAUGCAGCAGGGCUGGGGUCCCCAAGGGCCCAUAGGGGCCACUGUAGGGCCGAUGAUGGGUCAGGGGGUCGGACCUGGCCGCAUGGUCCCCAGUGCUGCACUGCCCACAAGAGGCCCUCCUGGAUCUAGAGCUAUGGUCAACAUGCAGAUGAUGGGCAAUGAGAUGGAAAUGGCUAAUCCCAGCUACUCUCAGCAACAAGUUCCGCCCAAUCAGACUGCACCAUGGCCAGACCGAAUGAUGAUGGAGCACUAUACAAACCAAAGCAGGCCACCGUACAGUAUCCCCCAGGAGGACGGUAUGGGAUCAGGACCACCUCCGGAUGGCGGGUUCCACAGCCCACCCUUGAGUGGCCACAUGGGGCCACAAAGGAUGGCCCCUGCUGGUUAUCCCCCAGUGCUCCGGAUGCCCGGGAGCACAGGGCUCAGACCGACUGGGAUGAGGCCAGGGGCACCAACUCCAAUAGUGCCCCCUCAGCCCAACAACCUGAGACUCCAGCUGCAGCACAGACUUCAGGCACAGCUGAACCGUCAGCCAGUGGUGAACCAGAUGAGUGGAAUGUCCAAUAUGAAUCUACCUCUAAGAUCUAAUGUACCAAACCAGGCCCAGAUGCUGCCCCAGCGUCAGCGCGAGUACCUCAGCAACCAUCUACGCCAACGCCAACAGCAGCACCAACAACAGCACCAACAACACAUGCACCAGCAGCGUGCCAUGAUGAUGCGGACUCAGGGCAUCAACAUGCCACCUAACAUGCCCAGUGGGGGCGCCGCUCCUACGCCAAUGCCCAUGGGUGGCACCAAUCCACGUCUCCCGCAGGGCAACCCGCAGCAGUUUCCCUAUUCAGCGUCCAGCUACGGUACCGGUCUGCCCUCCCCUCCUCUACCUCCUCAUCCCGGCUCCUCCAGCCCCUUCUCCUCCUCCCCUCUCUCCCCCAGCCAUCAUCUGGCUAGCCAGGGCAUGAUGGGAAAUGUAAGCGGGCAGUACAGCAGGGUAAUGAGUCCACCAUCACAGCACAGUGCCUUCCAGUUUGGCAGUUCAGGUAUGAGCCAGCAGCAGCAGCAGCAGCACCAAGAUCCAGUGUCAAGCUUUUCAUGUGGGGCUCCCGCCCCACAGAGCCCCCUGUUGUCCCCCAGGAUGGGACAGGGUCAGAGCUCAAUGCUGCAGCAGAGUCAAGGCCAACCACAAACUCAACCACAGGGUCUGAACCAGGGAGCACCUCCUGGCUACCAGCCCAGUACCGACCUCAACGGAUGGUCCCAACCUACCAACAUCUCCACCAGCAACAGCAUGUACCCCCACCAGUCCCAGCCCCAGUACUCCACACAGCCCAACACAGGAAUGUACAGUGGCAGCAACAUGAGCCAGGUGGCAGGACAGAUGAGCUCCAUGGCCUCCAUGAAUACAGAGCAGGUGAGUGACAGCGGCCUGAUCCUGGAGCAGCUGGCAGGAAUUAACAUGCUGACACAAGAUGGUGAUGCCAGUUCUAAUUUUUGCUGACCCCCGCUGUGGUUGAGAUGAGGUAACAUAGUCACCCAUUCACAAACACAGACACCUACACAGCUCAGAACAUGGAGAAGCAUCGUGAUGGAAACGCUGCUCCCUCUAUCACACUGGCCAACUCGGAGGCACCAGUCAGAGAGAGGGCAACCAAACCUUCUGGACUGCAUUCACUUCAGUGUGGCAGACUUCACACUAACUUAACAUUUUAUCCAAAAAACAGAAUUCAGUGGGGGCUGUCAUCUGAACCAUACUGUCAGCAAACACACAAUAAGAGGUUACAAGAAUCUCCCAGAAACAGUGCGUCACUCCCAGCUGAUUUGGGGCUCUGUGAGACGUCUUGUAUUCUAACUUUUUACUGUAACAGAUGACGUCAUCUUUAGUACAGUACAUGUUAUAUUUAUUUGUAUAGCGCAGUUUGUACAUUAUGACAUAAUUUGUUAUAAUAAACCAGGUUUUAAAGCCUGACUUUCCCCUUUUAAUAUAUACACUUAUUAUAUUCAAAUUUGCCAAAUUAAUUUAUAAUCAGGGAAAUACAAGUGGUUCCAGCAAGAUUAAAGAGACUAAUCAUGCGACAUUAGUAUAAGCACUGUACCAUCAGCAAAUGAGGAAAAUUCUCAUCCUUUAGCAGCCUUACCUCUGCAUGUUUAACAGAGAGCUGCUGGGCUGGAGUUGGACUGACCAGAAUAGCAACAGUUUUACUUUGGACUUAAAAACACACACACACAACCUUAUCUUUAUUAAUUGUUGUUUUUUUUUUCAUUUAUGCCAUCUCAGCUGU